Messenger RNA from Nymphalis io (European peacock), 1740 nucleotides. RefSeq names its product argininosuccinate lyase (gene Argl). Lineage: Eukaryota; Metazoa; Arthropoda; Insecta; Lepidoptera; Nymphalidae. The coding region runs from base 141 to 1562 and encodes 473 amino acids. The transcript has 8 exons. Gene Ontology annotation, cellular component: cytosol. The record is from RefSeq and is a predicted model, not a curated record. Gene Ontology annotation, molecular function: argininosuccinate lyase activity.
AAGAUAUGAUAACUACUACAUCCAGUAAUUAAAUAGAAGAAAUUUUUAUCUCAUUCAAGUUUGUACAAAGAUAAUAACAACAUUCCGAGUAGUAUAAAUUAUAUUGCGUCUUACUUCAUAGUUGUAAAAUAUUCAAAAUAAUGUCCGAUCGAUAUAAACUAUGGGGAGGUUGUUUUGACGAAGAACCUUCUUCAGUAUUACGACGUCUAAACGACUCUCUUGGAAUAGACUCGCGGCUUUACAGAGAAGAUAUCCAAGGUAGCAAAGCGUGGGCUCAAGAACUACAGCGAAGUGGACAUCUUUCUGAACCUGACAAUGAUGCUAUACAAAAGGGACUAGAUAAAGUUGAGGAGCAAAUCGCAGAGGAGCUCUACCUUAACGGAAGACUACACGAUACUGCAGAAGACAUACAUUCCGUUGUUGAAAGACGUCUAACAGAACACGCCGGAGAAGCCGCUCUACGCUUGCAUACUGCUCGUAGUCGCAACGAUCAGUCCGCUACCGACACUAAGCUAUGGAUGAUGACCUCUCUUAAAAGAGUUCAGAACGAAAUUGUACAUCUUAUCUCGGUUCUCGUAAAACGGGCAGAGCAAGAAAUUGAUACAAUAUUUCCUGGAUAUACUCAUUUGCAACGAGCACAACCUAUCCGGUGGAGUCACUUUUUAAUGAGCUAUGCUUGGUCAUUUCGAGACGACGUGGCAAGGUUAGAAGAACAAAGAAUUCGCUUGUCAUCUUGCCCCCUCGGUAGUGGUGCUAUUGCCGGCUGUGCUUUGCCGAUUGAUCGAAAAAAAAUAGCUAAAAAUUUGGGAUUCAAAAAUGUUACACCUAACUCUAUGUUUGCGGUUGGUUCGAGAGACCAUAUAGUUGAAUUUCUCAAUUGGGCGUCAUUAUGUGGAUUACAUCUUAGUAGAUUAGCAGAGGAUUUAAUAAUCUACAGCUCUCAAGAGUUUAAAUUCAUACAGCACUCGGACCAAUUUUCUACCGGCUCUAGUCUCAUGCCCCAAAAACGUAAUCCCGAUGGCUUGGAACUUGUACGAGGAGCGGCUGGAAUUUUACUUGGAGACGCAUUCUCAUUUAGCUGUAUACUAAAAGGCUUACCAAGUACUUACAAUAAGGAUUUACAAUCGGAUAAGGAAAUCCUAUUCAGAGCAUAUGACAGAUUGCUGGAUUGCUUGAAAGUCACCGUGGGAACCGUAUCUACCAUGAAAGUCGAUGUUGAAAAGGCACGCAGUCUCUUAGAGCCCGGCAUGCUGGCGACGGACCUGGCGCACGCACUGGUACGUCGCGGCGUUCCCUUUCGUCGCGCUCAUUACCUCGUCGGUUCCGCGCUGCGGCGUGCUGCCGCUCUGGGACUCGACCUGCAGCAACUGCCGCAUUGCGAAUAUGUCGCUAUUUGCCCUGAAUUCGGCACAGAAGAGGAAAUAAAGAAAAUUUUCUCCUGGGAGUCGAGCGUAGAACAAUAUGUAAGUGCAGGUGGCACUUCCAGAAACACUGUUUUGCAACAAAUCCAAGAAUUGAGUCAAUGGUUGGAAGGCAACAAUACAACUUGCGAUUUUAAAUAAAAGCAUUUAUACAACGCCUUACAGAACGCCUAAUCUCAUCUUUUUUUUUACAUUCAGUGUGAAAUUUAAUAGUUUUGGGUAGUAGUGACUUAAGGUAGUAAGUAGCCACUAAUUAAAAGGCGAUCUAUUUACUCGACUGUAUGCCCCAUUAAACAUUAAUAAAAAAUAUAACCAUCAA